UUGUUAUAAAAUCAUUAUUGAGAAUAUUAUUAUUAUUGUUAUUAUUGUUAUGACUCCAUCUCCUUGUAUUGAAAACACUUGCUUAUCUAGUUAUGAUAACAAAGGCACUGCUUUAGAGCAACAAAAGCGUAAGGCUCUUGGUCUUACUGGUCUAUUGCCUUCUGGUAUAGAAACCAUGGAUAUUCAAAGACGCCGUGCACUGCAACAAGUACGCUCCAAGUCUACAAUGCUUGAGAAAUACAUUUUCUUGGCUCAAUUGCGGUCUUCCAAUACUCGUUUGUUUUAUAAGAUCAUCAUGGAUGAUCUUCAAGAAUUUGCUCCCGUUAUCUACACACCUACUGUUGGUACUGCUUGUAUUGAAUACUCUAAUAUCUACCCCUUUUUGGCUGCUCCCGGUGUUCCCGAUGGUCUUUACUUAGAUUCUACUGACCUUGAAGGCUUAAAAGAAACCAUUCUCAACUAUAGACCUGUACCUGAUUUUUCCCCUGAAAUUGCUGUCAUUACAGAUGGUUCCCGUAUCUUAGGUUUAGGUGAUCUGGGUAGCAAUGGUAUAGGUAUUAGUAUCGGUAAAUUACAACUCUAUGUAGCUGGCGCUGGCAUUGACCCCCGCAAGACGUUACCUAUUGUUCUUGACUUGGGCACAAACAAUGAGAAACUACGAAACGACGAAUUUUAUUUAGGUCUUCGCAAACCUCGUCCCUCAGACACAGAGUUCUACAGUAUUGUAGAUACUGUGCUCCAAACAAUUCACGACAUAUACCCUCAUUUGAUUAUUCAGUUUGAAGACUGGUCUAGUGAACAUGCUUUUGGUCUUUUAGAGAAAUAUCAAAACAAACUGGUGUGCUUCAAUGAUGAUAUUCAAGGUACUGGUGCGGUCAUUUUGUCUGGUGUGAUCAAUGCCAUCCGUCGGGUACAAAAGGAGGCCGGUGUUGUUCCUCAAGAUCAUCGUAUCGUUUUCUAUGGUGCUGGUUCUGCUGCUAUUGGUGUCGCUCGCCAAAUUCAAGCUUAUUUUGAACGCGAAUAUGGUAUUCCUGAAGAAGAAGCCAAGCGUUUCUUUUGGAUUGUAGACUCAAAGGGUCUGGUCACUUUGGAUCGUGGUGACAAGCUUGCUCAACACAAAACAUAUUAUGCUCGUGAUGAUAAUCAAGGCCAGCAAUAUAAAGAUUUACUUGAUAUUGUAAAUUAUGUUAAACCAACGGGUCUGAUUGGUCUUUCUUCCACCACGGGUGCUUUUACUAAACAGGUGCUUGAACGAUUGGCUGCCCUUAACGAAUGCCCUAUUGUGUUUCCACUUUCUAACCCUGCCACACAAGCUGAAUGUACAUUUGCUGAAGCGAUGGAAGCCACAGAGAACCGAGUCAUUUUUGCAUCUGGCACUGCAUUCCCAAGUUACACAAUUCCUUCUACAGGAAAAGUUCGUAUUCCUGGCCAAGGAAAUAAUAUGUACAUCUUCCCUGGUCUAGGUUUAGGUUCCGUUUUGGCAAAGGUCAAGUCUGUUUCUGACAAUAUGAUUUACAGCGCUUCGGUUGCACUUGCUGAUUCCCUUACUACAGAAGAAUUAUCUCAAGGUUGGUUGUAUCCCUCUCUUGUACGCAUCCGACAAGUUUCAGCCACUGUGGCUACGGCCGUGAUUGAACAAGCAUUGAGUGAAGGUCUAAGUGAUGCUGAAGAAUUAGCUCAAUUUUCGCAUGACGCACUUCUCGAUUAUGUGGCUAAUCAUAUGUGGACACCAACAGAAGACGAAGGAUACAGUCGUGCCAUGUUUUAAUGUGCUGUCGUGCCUAAACCAAACCCAGUUGAUUCCACUUUGACUUUAGUACAUAUAUGCUCUGAGUCAU
Messenger RNA from Gilbertella persicaria, 1838 nucleotides. RefSeq lists its product as uncharacterized. Gene Ontology annotation, cellular component: mitochondrion. Gene Ontology annotation, molecular function: NAD binding; malate dehydrogenase (decarboxylating) (NAD+) activity. Gene Ontology annotation, biological process: pyruvate metabolic process; malate metabolic process. The coding region runs from base 50 to 1768 and encodes 572 amino acids. The record is from RefSeq and is a predicted model, not a curated record. NCBI's taxonomy places the organism in Eukaryota, Fungi, Mucoromycota, Mucoromycetes, Mucorales, Choanephoraceae. The transcript has 3 exons.